GUAUGUCUAUCACAGCUCGCAGUGGAUGGUGGCGGGAAACACGGACCAUUCGUGCAUCACACCUCGGCUUUAUAUCCACCCGGAUUCCCCCUGUUCGGGAGAGACGUGGAUGAGGCAGAUCAUCAGCUUCGAUCGGGUGAAGCUAACCAACAAUGAGAUGGACGACAAAGGGCAUAUAAUUUUGCAAUCAAUGCACAAAUACAAGCCCAGAGUCCACAUUAUUAUCCAGGAUUCCCGAUUUGAUCUUUCCCAGACCCCAUCUUUGCCUGCAGCUGGUGUUCAGACCUUUUCUUUUAAAGAAACCGAAUUUACAACUGUCACCGCCUAUCAAAACCAGCAGAUAACAAAACUGAAGAUUGACCGGAAUCCCUUUGCUAAAGGAUUUAGAGACCCUGGAAGAAACAGAGGAGUUUUGGAUGGACUUCUGGAAUCCUAUCCAUGGAGACCAUCUCUGACCUUAGAUUUUAAGCCUUUUGGGACGGAACAUCAGA
Messenger RNA from Pseudonaja textilis, 491 nucleotides. The record is from RefSeq and is a predicted model, not a curated record. NCBI's taxonomy places the organism in Eukaryota, Metazoa, Chordata, Lepidosauria, Squamata, Elapidae.